AUGCCAGAGUUGAUAACUGAACCAGGCAUCAGUCUAGCGUCUUCUGUUCAAAAAGAAGUUAACCGUGUAAGAAUGUCUACGUCAAAUACUGCUAUACGUGAUGACCCUCUCAGAGAACGCACAGUUAUUCUGACUACUCCCUUCUCAGAUAUUUCUGAGUCUGAAGGUGAAAAUCAAGAACCCGGCCAAGGCUACGAGUCAGAACCUGAGGAAGUCAUGAGCCCCAUUGAAGCUCGAGUAACGUUAAACGAGCAGUUAAUCAAGGCAGGAUAUCUGUUUAAGCGACAAGAGAGGAGAAAUGUUAGAGGAAAGCAUUGGAAAAAACGUUGGUUCGUUUUAAGGUCAUCGAAGUUAGCAUAUUACAAAGAUGAAAAGGAGUACGAGUUAAUUGGUAUCAUUGAUAUGAGCGACGUUGAUACUAUUGCUGAGGUGAAGAAAAAACCAAACGUCUUUGGCAUUAGUACUUCAAAACGUAAAUAUUAUAUGAAAGCGUCAGACCAAAAGGAACUUGAUGAAUGGAUUAAAGAAUUAAAUACAGUCAAAGAUCAAGUUCAAGAUGUUGACGUACCAGAAGAAGAGGAAGAUAAAGGAGACCAAGCAGUUUCAACUUCUCGUUUUCGACGGUUUUUCUUGUAG
Molecule: messenger RNA, 636 nt
Organism: Paraglomus occultum
Lineage: Eukaryota; Fungi; Glomeromycota; Glomeromycetes; Paraglomerales; Paraglomeraceae
Source: the annotation of a GenBank genome assembly